Molecule: messenger RNA, 555 nt
Organism: Homalodisca vitripennis (glassy-winged sharpshooter)
Lineage: Eukaryota; Metazoa; Arthropoda; Insecta; Hemiptera; Cicadellidae
Exons: 3
Coding region: 149-481 (110 amino acids)
Biological process (GO): mitochondrial translation
Cellular component (GO): mitochondrial ribosome
Molecular function (GO): structural constituent of ribosome
Source: RefSeq, a predicted model, not a curated record
AAUGAAAAUAAUGUGUUUGUGUGUACUUUGAGGCUACUUGGGUUGAGUAGUGUCCAAGAUUUUCAUUGAGUUUUGAGGUGGUGAAUGUUUUUGUAACUUAUAUUGAUAUUUUCCAUGGGGUUUCAUUAAUAUUAAUACACAAUAGAUCAUGAGGUUGUCCAGCUUUUUACUUAGGGGGUUUAAGAUUCCAGGUGCUCGUUUCAAAGGAAAAGUGCGGAUGGUCAAGAGAGUCACUCCAUUAGCAUUGAACGACUUGCGCAAUGAUUUUAAAAUAGAAGAGGAAAAUAUGUUAUAUCUUCGAUACCCUUAUUUGACAUUGGAACAGUCUCAGGUACUCACAAAGGAAUUGAAAAAAGAGCAAGUUAAACCACUUGUCAAAAAAGUCACGCUGAGAGAUGAAAAAUUCUCUUCCAAGUCAACGAAACUUGUUGAUCAACUGAAACUCCUGAGGAUUGCGGAGGAUUGGGAUGUGAUCAAAUAAUAUUUUGUAGUGUCUAAACUAAAAGUGAAUUGUUAGUAAUAUGCUUUAUAUUUAAAAGCUCUGUUCGUAUUAAA